CCUUCCUCCGAUUUCUUGUGUGGUCAUCUUGUUGGGAGAUCCAUUGUUCGUCGUCCGAUUCGUAUUCUCUCUCUAGAACCACAAAUGGCGGAUGAGAAGGAGUCCACAUCCGUUCCACUUCAAGGCGUAGUUGACGGCGAAGAUCCCGAGGAUCCGGUCAAAUCUCCGCCAAACCUUCCCAACUCAUCCACUCGUAAGGCUUGUUGCUAUGUCCUCCAAAGCUGGGUGUCCAAGAAAUUCAUGACUGGAUGUUUUGUUCUGUUCCCUGUAGCAGUUACCUUCUUUGUCACUUGGUGGUUUAUUCAGUUUGUUGAUGGUUUCUUCAGUCCAUUGUAUGAUCAGCUGGGGAUCGACAUAUUUGGUCUUGGUUUCAUUACUUCUUUGCUAUUUGUCUUCUCUGUUGGUGUUUUUGUUUCAUCAUGGGUUGGGUCCACUGUUUUCUGGAUUGGAGAGUGGAUUAUUAAGAGAAUGCCCUUUGUUAGUUACCUAUAUUCUGCUUCAAAACAAAUUAGUGCAGCAAUUUCUCCAGACCAGAAUACAACUGCUUUCAAGGAAGUCGCCAUAAUUCGUCAUCCACGCGUGGGAGAAUAUGCAUUCGGCUUUAUCACAUCAUCAGUUACCCUUCAGAGAGAUGAUGGAGAUGAAGAACUAUGUAGUGUAUUUGUCCCAACAAACCACUUAUAUAUCGGUGACAUACUUUUGGUCAACUCAAAUGACAUAAUCAGGCCAAAUCUAUCAAUUCGUGAAGGCAUAGAGAUCAUUGUAUCGGGUGGAAUGACAAUGCCACAGAGGAUUUUGCCUGUGGAGAGAAUUGGUCGACCGGGGGACAGGGUUCCAUUGAAUAGAGUUGUCUAGAUUUGGUAUAAAAGGAAAAAAAGAAAGGAAGUCGAUAUGAUUGUAACUACUUGAUAGUAUAAUAUUCUUAUCAACUACUAUUAUUGAUGACAGGUAUUUUCAUUAGCAGAAUUCAUAGGAAGGCCCUCCUUCUACUCAUGUAUGUUUCAUAUUACUGGAGCCAUUAUAUUCAUAUUCAUUUAGUAUUUUAA
Messenger RNA from Impatiens glandulifera, 1046 nucleotides. Its product is annotated as protein LIKE COV 2-like. The coding region runs from base 85 to 855 and encodes 256 amino acids. The record is from RefSeq and is a predicted model, not a curated record. The transcript is spliced from 7 exons. Gene Ontology annotation, cellular component: Golgi apparatus. NCBI's taxonomy places the organism in Eukaryota, Viridiplantae, Streptophyta, Magnoliopsida, Ericales, Balsaminaceae.